Molecule: messenger RNA, 3220 nt
Organism: Mya arenaria
Lineage: Eukaryota; Metazoa; Mollusca; Bivalvia; Myida; Myidae
Product: solute carrier organic anion transporter family member 2A1-like
Exons: 14
Coding region: 177-2306 (709 amino acids)
Biological process (GO): sodium-independent organic anion transport; transmembrane transport
Cellular component (GO): membrane
Molecular function (GO): protein binding
Source: RefSeq, a predicted model, not a curated record
CUUCACAUGUUUUGAGUAUUACCUUUUUUGGAUUUAAAUUACCGUCAGUGAGAUACUUAAGCAGUAUGUUAGGAGUAACCAUUAUGGGAAAUACUUUUUAAGGUACGAGCAAACACAUUCGAAGUUUGGAUCAGAUAUUUCUUGACAGACAAACCCCAAUCCAAUAAAUCCUUAAAAUGGACGAGGAUAAGACAGAUAGUCAUACUGAAGAAUGCGAAACGGAAUAUGAAAUUCCAGAAGAUAUAGAGAACGAUACGAAAUGCGGCUUGGGUUCCUUCAAACCAGAGUCAUUACAGGUGUUUGCCCGGAUAGGAGCGUUUGUUGGUCUGUACAGCUUCUCUGGCCUGUUGACACAGACUUUGACUACUUAUGUGAACUCACAGGUUUCAAUGCUGGAGAAACAGUUUGGCUUCAGCAGCGCAGAGACCGGAUUUUUGAUGAGCUGCAACGACAUCGGAUUUCUUCUCUGUGUUGUUUUCGCGGGUCACAUUGCACGAAAGGUUCAUAUUCCCCGCGGGCUUGGUUUCAGCACAAUAUUAUUCGGUGUAUGUGGUUUGAUGUGUGCGUUGCCUUACUUUAUCAGCGAUAAAAGCGCCUAUGUCUUAUCCGACCUCCAACCUAUGCAAGAUUCAAACAUGUCCUUGAAAUCAGCUUUAUCCAGAAGCAGCAAGGUACCGCUUUGUCUAAACAACAGUGGAGGUUACAACUAUGAUGCCCGUUGUGACUCACAGUCGUCAACCGCCGAAAGAACUGCUGGGCUAGAAGAGUUAUACAUAAAGAAAGUGGCCUUUACUAUGAUCGCCGUUGGAAUGUUUUUGCAAGGAGUAGGAAAAUCUUUUCGAUUCCCUUUUGUGUCUGUAUAUAUUGACGAUGCUAUUGAAAAGCGGAAGACAGGAUUUUAUAUGGGAAUUCUUAUGGGAACAGGAAUUUUCGGACCAGCCCUCGCGUACCUACUUGGCGGCCUGUUCAGCAAAAUAUAUGUCACUUUGGAAUCUGUUGACAUAACCCCACGUGACCCUCGGUGGAUUGGAGCGUGGUGGCUGGGCUUUCUCGUGUUUGGAGGCUUUGCCGUUUUAUUCAGUGUCCCAACCAUGUGUUUCCCGCGCUAUUUAAAGUCCCAUAAACGGCGAGGGGAUUUACAAAUUAUUGCCAAAGAGAAGGCGUUGCAGAAGUUGGAAAAUAACUCCAACGGAGAGAAAGUUGUAAAGGAAAUCAAAGAAUUCCUCGCCGCUGUUUUACGCCUCCUCAAAAAUCCGACGUACCUCGUACUGACCAUUUCCAAUGUUGUCAACGUAGUGGGUUUUGCUGGUGUGCUCUCGUUCAUGCCAAAAUACCUAGCCUCCCAGUACAGCGUCCCUCUCUGGCAGGCGAAUAUCAUUUUAGCUCUAUGCAGCAUAACAGCUAUUUCUCUGGGGUCGUUCCUGGGCGGAAUUCUAACCCGCCGUAUCCCGAUGACCCCAAUGACCACAAUCAAAAUGGUCCUCAUCUUCUACGCCGUGAACAUGGUGUGCAGUGCCAGUGGCUUCUUCCUCGGAUGUAAGCAACCUGUGCUGUUCGGUGACAAUGUGCUUAUAUCCAGCGACGUACCUCCUCCGUACAAACUAACCCCUUCCUCCUGCGUGAGCGGGUGUGAGUGCAACGACCAGAAAUAUUUCCCAAUCUGCGGACAGGAUGGAAGGUCGUACUUCAGCCCCUGUCAUGCGGGUUGCUCCGUGAAGGAUACAAGCGUGUCGUUUACUAACUGCACAUGUAUUGAGGGAGGCCAGGCGGAGUCAGGCCUGUGUGACCAAGGAUGUUCUACAAACCUGUAUGUGUACGCGGCCUUUACUUUCGUUGGCAAACUCUUCGCAGCCUUAAAUUUUAUACCUACCUACAUUGCUAUGCUCAGGUGUGUGGAGGAACGGGACAGAGCCGUUGGUGCAGCGUGCAAAGUAUUCCUGACAUCGUCCCUAGGGUGGAUGCCAGGUCCUGUUAUAUUUGGCGCCAUUGUUGACGGCACGUGCACUCUUUGGAAGUACACGUGCGGCGAACGCCAAUCGUGCUUGCUUUACGAUAUUGUCUUCUUCCGAAACGCCGUCCAUGGCUACGGCCUCGUGGCUGCGGCACUUGCAAUGCUCAUCUUGUCGUCAUUAAUUUUCUACUUCCGAUCAAAGGGUCAUGAUGAGUGGGGAGAUGGAAUGAGGAGAGAGAUCGAAAAGCGAGAGGUCAAACUCAAUGUUCAGGGCAAAAAGAAGAAUGGAAAUGAAAAUAUAGUUGACCAGAGGAAAGACGUUGAAAAGGAAACGCUGGUUGAGAAUGAAAAUUAAAAAAAAGUUCAUACAAAAAUGUGAAUGUGAAGACUGGUGUUUUAGAAACGUAUUUGAAAGAAAUAUGGAAUAGACUUGUACAAAGCGCUGCACCUUGUUGUUACCUUGUAAUUUUCAAAUACAAGUAAAAUGUGUUGACCGAAAAAGGGUCCUAAUGGAACAAAACAAAACAUACUUAAUAUUACAAUAUAAGGCAGUUGCAACCUUAAUGUAUUAUAAAUCUUAGUUGAUCGUGUUUAACCCGAGAUUAAUAAUUGUUUACAAAAAUAAGCCAUUACAAAUAUUCACAAUUUUUUGUACCAUAAGAAAGCCAUAUUUAUAUGAAAACCUACAGGAAAAAAUACAGUAUUCGGAAAUUUCAACAAACAAAUAAAACAUCAGAUCAUGUUUUUUUAUUUUAUUAUAUUUUGUUCAUAAACAUUUACAACCCUGCACUGAUCAAAUGUCUUCAUUAGCCAUCAUAUUUUAGAAGCUUCGUACAAGAUUGCGUCGUAAUCUUGAACCCAGUACAGCUAACUGGUGGGUUAAGUAUGGGUUUUGAACCUUUGACACAAUGUUUUGAUAGUAAAUUAAACUGCUUGUUGAUAUAGGAGCGUUCAGUUUUGUUUUGUAGCACUGAAGAUCGGAGCAUGGAGCAUGGAUAUUGUUUCCUUUUUUCUUAUACAAUGAACACUACAACAUUCCCUGAACACUACAGAGUCAAGCUCAUGUGUCAAAGAAUCCAACAAAAAUAAAGAAGCAUAUGCAGGUGGCAAGGGAUUUGACGACAAUGCAAUAGAGACGCAUAAACGCCCCAUACACAUAAACAAACAUCACAAACAUACCAUACGCGCUACAAGAUAGCUUUACCGAUAAAUGAUGGGGUUAGCGCCUUUAAACGGUCAGUUAAGUAAUGGUUAACUCAUUUUACAUGU